CAGAUAUAAUAUUGUGAACAAUUUAAAAUUAUAAUGUCUACAAAGAUCUCAUUUGUUUAUCUGGAAAGGAGUAUUUAUGCUGUCGCUGUCAUAGGCAUCUUUAAUUAUUCUACUUAUAGACUGUUUUUGUCUUCAAAAAACCCAGAUUACCACAGCUUAUUACACUUGAGGAAUAUUACUUUCGCUCCAGAUUUUGCACUAUUGCAAGAUGCAGCAGAGGUACAAUGGACGUUGCUUCCAUUAUGGAUGAGUUUUGUCCCUUACUUAUUACUACAUUCACUGGCUUCAUCACUAAUAUUUACUCUGACAAAGCCAAAGAUACACAAAUGCUGUCGUGCAAUUUUAUCUAUUUGGUUAGUCGUUCAUUUGAUCGGAAUUAACAUGGUUAUUGAUAUUUUGUUCAACUUACUGUGCUUCUUGUGCAUAAGCUAUUUGGUUUCUGGGAAUUGCAUUCUAAUUUGGAUCUUCACUGUUUUGAUAUUUCAAGUAUCUGAAUUCUUUAUUAGUUCAGCGAGUUAUGAGGUAUCAUUGUUUACUCGUCAUUCAGUGUCGGAUGAAUGGUUUGUACUUUUGUAUGCUGCACAUUUUUACAUAAUACUACGUGGUUUAAGUGUGGCAUUAUCAAUUCAUAGAUUAUCAGACAAAUCCAGGUCAUCUUCUCGUGAACCUGAAGUGAAAGUGGAACCAACAAUAAAAUGUGACUCAAAAUUUUCAUUGACUAUUCUACUGGAUGCGUUGGAUUAUUCUUUUUAUCCACAUGCACUAUUUUUAGGUCCUUUAAUUUUGUAUUCAGAAUGGCGUGACUUUUGGGUAAAUUGUAACUCUUUGUCAUCCAGUCAAUCAGCAAGUUUCAAGACACUCUUUUCAACAUUUUUAUCACUUUUAUUCAAAGCUAUUCGACUAUUAUUUUGGAAUUCAUUUUGGUCAUUAUGUUUAUGCUUCGUUUAUCCUAAUUCAUUUGGAUAUUUAUUUCCUUAUGCACAACUUCAUGAUUUAUCGAAUAGAUUAAAUAAAAAUUACUUUGUUAUUGAUCGUGGUACAAUUGGUGCAAUCAUGUCAUUGCGUGGUUUACACUUAUUUAUGACAUAUUUACAAUUUUAUGGAUGGCCAUAUGUACUUACAAAUUUCGAAUGGCUUCUUAUAAAUCUAUUCAACAAGUUAUUAAGUGUAAUACAUGGAUCAUGUAAGAAAAAUCAAUAUGAAAUAAGAAAAUCCUGUGAUGGUUUACAUCGACUUCAAGUUUCGUAUAUACCUGAUCCACCAUCAUGUUUACUCCACGUUCUUUUGACUUCUGAAUGUUGGCGGUCAUUUGAUCGUGGAUUGUAUAAUUUUAUCAAAUCGUAUAUUUUUCUGCCUGUAAUUAAGUAUGAACUACCUUUAACAUAUAAGUAUUCAAAUAUUGUGAAAUUAAAUCCUACCAUCAAAACUGUACUAGCGCUUAUUUUGUCCUACUUAUUUGUACUUUUAUACCAUGGAAUUGAUCAAACAAAUAUGAUCUGGUUAUUCUGUAAUCUACUGGUUUUAUUUUCUGAACGUCUAGUGAAAUGGGUGUACCUUUAUACUGACUUUGGAUUAGAAUUACGUCAUCAUCUUUCCGCUGAGUGGAUCCGACGUUUAUCAUUGCUACUCUGUGCAAUAAGUGGAAUUUUUUCAGUCUUGGGGAACUUUUACUUUCUUAUUGGAUUCAAAGCUGCUAAUCAAUUGUCAAAAUGGGUGGUAUAUGACCCAAGUGAGUUGAAAAUUUUACAAUAUUUUCAUUUGAUUAGAUAAUAGAAAUUUUCAACUUGUUAUGUAGGUAACGUAAAACAAAUUUUAUUCUUUCUGAUGAGUGUUUGACUUAACUUACAAUAGCCUACGGC
Messenger RNA from Trichobilharzia szidati, 1859 nucleotides. NCBI's taxonomy places the organism in Eukaryota, Metazoa, Platyhelminthes, Trematoda, Strigeidida, Schistosomatidae. The record is from the annotation of a GenBank genome assembly.